AUGUAUUCUGGAAAUUAUGCCCGGUGCAUUGGCAUCACUCUGAUCCCUCUUGCGAUUUUAUGUUUUUUGGCUGACAUUGUACUCUAUUUCCCAAAUGGGGAAACAAAGUUCGCAGAGAGAGACCAACUCACCUCCGUGGUGUGGUUUUUUGAAGGAAUCGGUGGAGGUGGAAUAUUGAUGAUUUUUCCAAUCGUGGUGUUCAUUGGCCUUGGGAAUGAUAACAUCUAUGGUCACUGUCAAACAAGAAUUUAUGGCAAGAGCCGUGUGGUGCUGACCGUGGUUAUGGUGUCGCUGAUCGGAAUGGCUGGUGCUGGAUAUUGUUUCAAUGUCUCUCUUCUGGGUUUAUUAAAGGGCCCGUACUGCCUCACGGAUCUGGGAUGGAACUAUCCCUUCAACCACACGAGUGGAAGAUAUCUCAUUGACCUCACCACAUGGAGCCAGUGCAGAGAACCGAGCCACAUUGUGGCGUGGAAUGUCACACUAUUUUCCAUUCUGCUAGCACUCAGCGGGCUUCAAUUAGCCUUGAUUGUUGCUCACGUCAUAAUCGGGUUAGCUACAGGAACCUUGGGAAACUGUUGUCACCGUAAAAAGUCCAAGGAGUGCACCGAGAUUGACGUCAGUGUCGGAACAGUGUAUCAGAACCAUGGAGCAGUAUAAGACACAACUGACUUGUGUCAAUUGGAAGAGAGUGAGCGCCUCAUUGGUGGGCCUCAUUGCUUUGUUCACUGCCUGGAAUCAUGACUCUGAAUUUCCUCAAACGUUUCUCCCUUCAAACUUCCAAAGCUUGAAACAAACUGGGUUCCCCCACAGGCUUCUGUCAAAGUCACAGGAGAUCAGCUGCAAACAGCCCGGGGAAGUUCAGAGCCUGUGUAAUACUUUGAUUAGGUCUUAUUCUCAUCCCAGUGUUAAGUGUUAAAUGUAUAGAAGAUGUACGCACUCUGUAAAUGAAGUAAUGAUGAACAUUGAUAUCAUGUACGGCCAUGGAGUUCCCAGCAACAAUUAGAUUCGGUCAAGGAUUCAAACCCUAAAAUGGUUUAGAAUAUUUGACUGAAACUUUACAUUGAGGUGACAAUUUUUUAGCCACUUCCUGGUAUUUUCCUAAGUGCCUGCCCCCUAAGGUUGAUUUAGUUCUAUUUUGGGCUGCUGUUUAUUUGCUUGCCGCCAGUGGUUAUCCUGAUGAAAGUUGAUGGACAGUGCAAUCCAUGUUAUUGUUGCUUAGCGAUAGAGCCGGUCGCUGGGGAACUCUGCAUUGUGAGAUUAUCGCGGUUAUAAUACGCUUCUAUAACUCGGUGACAUUCAAACAAGAGUUCCAUCAUUAAUUUGAUCAUGCCAGGAUCUGUGUCUUAAAUCUUGUUUACCUGGCUUUGUUUCCAUAUCCCUUAAUAGCUUUGCCUAGCAAAAUAUAUUGAUCACAAUUGUGAAAUUUUCAGCUUAUCCCUAAACACAACAGGAUUUUGAGGAAAUGGCUGAAGUGCUCCAGUCUCUCAACUCUUAAACUGUACCCAGCUCAUUCACCCAACUGCACCCUCAUUCACCCACUCAAACCUACAAUCACUCACACCCAUCCACAAACCCAUUCACCUGUUCAAAGAUCCAUUUAUGAAUAGCCACAUGCACACACACACACACUCUUACUCACCUCCACAAUCACUUAUACCACUCAUACAUCCAUUAACUCACCCACACCCUCAUUCACUUAUUAACACAUCCAUUCACUCACACUCAGCCACAUCUGGUUCAUUCUUGUUAUAUUCAGUGAAAAAAAUGAAAAUUCCUUGAAAUGGCUUCCCUUCCUUCUCCCAUGUGGUAUCACUCAAGGAUCUAUCCUUGACCCUUCUCCUAUUUUCAUCUAGAUGUUACUCCUCAGCAAUAUCACCUGUAAACACACGCCAGAUUCCAUAUGGUGACACCCAGCUCCACUGACACACCACUGCUGACCCCUCCACUUCUUCCCUGAUGUCAUGAUGCUUGCCCAAUAUCUUGGAUUGGAUGGACUGUAAUGUCUUCCUAUUAAAUACUGACGAAAGUGGUGCCAUUGGCUUUGGUCAGCGCUCCCCAUUCUUUUUGCUGGUCAUGGCCUGAAACUUAGUCUGACUGCAAUCUUGGCAUCCCACUUGGCUUUGACCUAGUGUCCUCUGGGAUUGCAUCACCAAGUGCAUCUCUGCCCUAUCCUCAACCCAUCUGUGCUAAAACUUAGCUGUGCUUCACUUAGAUCCACGCUUGACUAUUCCAAGGAUCUCCAAUCCCAGGGCACUGAUAAAAGAAAGGAUAUGCGAUAUCUGGCCUAUGUUUGUCCUUCAAGCUUGCCAUCAAAAAUAGAUGGUUUGGCCAUUUACUUCAUUGAUUUUUCUGGGACCUCAGCAAGCACAAAUUACCGGCCAGUUUGCUACAUUACACAUGUGUACAAUGAAGAUACACUCUCUCAAAGCCAACUGUUUAAGAAUUGGAGGUGACGGGAAAUAAAACAGCCAUUUUUGGAAUGAGCCAUGAAUUUUCAAAAAAUGCAUUUGCUUGAUUAAAAGGAAUUUAUUUGGAUAGUUCAGCUAGAUACCCCCAGACUUGUUCAAGUUCUGAAGAAGAACCCUCAAAAUGUCAACUGUGUUUCUCUCUCCACAGAUGCUGCCAGCCCUGCUGAGUUUCUCCAGCAAUCUCUGUGUAUCUGAUUCCCAGCAGCGGGAAUAAUUUGGCUUUAUUGGUAUUGUCUUGUGCUGAUUAUCUCUGCCUGCCUUACAUGUAGACCUUAACCCCCCUCUGACCUGGAGUGGCUUGAACAUGCCCCCAUACAUAGCGCAGGGCAGGAGCUAAUUACUGCGGAUGCUGGAAUCUGUACUGAAAGCAAGAAGUGCUGGGAAUCACAGUGGAUCAGACAGCAUCUGUGGAAAGAGAGAGAGAGAGAGCUAAUAUUUUGAGUCUUGAUGAUUCUUCAUCAGAGCUGGCCCCUUACAUAACACCCUUGGGCUGAAGGCUGUUGCCAGUUUUGAGAGAGAAGUAGCUUUGUAUCUUUGUAAAAGUUCUUUGAGAAGUUCUGAAAUUACUAAAGAUCUUUAAUAAAUGUAAAUACUCUAAUUU
Chiloscyllium plagiosum (whitespotted bambooshark) is the source of this 3069-nucleotide messenger RNA. The record is from RefSeq and is a predicted model, not a curated record. NCBI's taxonomy places the organism in Eukaryota, Metazoa, Chordata, Chondrichthyes, Orectolobiformes, Hemiscylliidae.